AUGCCUCUCUUCGGACACAAGAACAACGCCCAUGAACCAACGCCUGCGCAGACGACAGCUCCCAGAUACUCGAACUCUGCUGACGGCAGUCCUCGAAGAGGCUUUUUCAGCCGGCAUCGUUCAUCCUCUGCCUCUUCCGCGGACCUCGACUCGCACAACCGUCGCCAUGGUUCCAACAAGCUCUCCCACGGGUCGACCCGGAGCUCUGGCGGUCUCUUUCACCGUAAUCACGAGGACCCCUCUAUCAUUGCUGCAAGGGAGCAAGUCCUCUCGGCUGAAAAUGCCGAGCGCGAGGCGGAUCGUGCCCUUGUUCAGGCAAGAGCAGCCGUGAGGGAGGCGAAGGACCGUGUUAAGAUGCUUGAACGCGAGGCUGAGGAAGAGGCUCGUCUGGCGAAGAUCAAGCAGCACCAAGCCAAGGACAUUUCGAAGCGAGCUAAACCACUUGGACGUGAGUGCUAUUACGCCCCUGGGUUGGCGAGCGCGCAGACGUUGACAUUUUCUGCUUUCCAGGUCAUGACCACUAUUGAGUUGCAAGUCAGUCAUACAACGAGUCUGUCGAAGCACCAGUUGUUUAGAGAUUGCGCUUCGUGA
Messenger RNA from Cladophialophora bantiana CBS 173.52, 591 nucleotides. RefSeq lists its product as uncharacterized. The transcript has 2 exons. Lineage: Eukaryota; Fungi; Ascomycota; Eurotiomycetes; Chaetothyriales; Herpotrichiellaceae. The coding region runs from base 1 to 591 and encodes 196 amino acids. The record is from RefSeq and is a predicted model, not a curated record.